This is a messenger RNA of Vombatus ursinus (common wombat), 4074 nucleotides long. RefSeq names its product neuronal PAS domain protein 2 (gene NPAS2). Gene Ontology annotation, cellular component: cytoplasm; CLOCK-BMAL transcription complex; nucleus. Gene Ontology annotation, molecular function: RNA polymerase II cis-regulatory region sequence-specific DNA binding; DNA-binding transcription factor activity, RNA polymerase II-specific; protein dimerization activity. NCBI's taxonomy places the organism in Eukaryota, Metazoa, Chordata, Mammalia, Diprotodontia, Vombatidae. The record is from RefSeq and is a predicted model, not a curated record. Bases 1 to 2961 code for a protein of 986 amino acids. The transcript has 21 exons. Gene Ontology annotation, biological process: regulation of transcription by RNA polymerase II; circadian regulation of gene expression.
AUGAGAUACCGCGGCGGCGGCAGUAGGAGCAGCGGGAAGGAGGAGGAGAAGGAGGAGGAGGAGGAAGAGGAGGAGGAGGAAGAGAAGAAGGAGGAGGCGGCGGCGGCGGCGGCGGCGGCAGUGGCGGCGGCUAAGGAGGAAAACCCUCCUGGCUGGCUGUGUGUGCGGAAGAGUUUGCCUUCCGAGCAGCCCGGCCUCCUGCAGGACUGGAGCAGCGGCGGGAGCGGGAGACGCCGGGAAAGCGGUAACAUCCACCCCGAGGGUCGGAGCAGCGUCGGCGGCGGCGGCGGGGACAGUGGGAGCAGGAGCAGGAGCAGGAGCAGGAGCAGCCGCCGCCAGCAGCCGGGUCCGAGCAGUCCCAGCUCUCGGGUCGCCUCGGCCGACAGCAGCAGCGGCAGCUGGAAGAGCGCGGUCCCCGCCAGGCUCGAGGGCUUCCCCCAGCAGAGGCAGCGGCAGCGGCAGCGGCAGCUGGAGCCCCCAGAGCCCCGCAGCCGCCGCCGCCAGCAGCCCAGGAAAAACUGUGUAGAAAAUCUAAUGGAUGAAGAUGAGAAGGACAGAGCAAAGAGAGCUUCACGAAACAAGUCUGAGAAAAAGCGUCGUGACCAGUUCAAUGUUCUCAUCAAAGAACUUAGCUCCAUGCUUCCAGGGAACACUCGAAAACUGGAUAAAACUACAGUGCUUGAAAAAGUCAUUGGAUUUUUACAGAAACACAAUGAAGUUUCAGCGCAGACAGAACUCUGUGACAUUCAGCAAGACUGGAAGCCUUCAUUUCUCAGUAAUGAAGAAUUCACCCAGCUGAUGUUAGAGGCAUUAGACGGCUUCAUUAUUGCAGUGACAACAGAUGGAAACAUCAUCUAUGUAUCUGAUAGUAUCACGCCACUCCUUGGGCAUUUACCGUCAGAUGUCAUGGAUCAGAAUUUAUUAAAUUUCCUUCCAGAACAGGAACAUUCAGAAGUUUAUAAGAUGCUCUCUUCUCAUAUGCUUGUGACUGACUCUUCCUCUCCAGAAUACUUAAAAUCUGACAACGAUUUAGAGUUUUAUUGUCAUCUUCUCAGAGGCAGUUUGAAUCCAAAGGAAUUUCCAACAUAUGAAUACAUAAAAUUUGUAGGAAAUUUUCGGUCCUACGACAACGUGCCUAGCCCCUCUUGUAACGGCUUUGACAAUACAGUGACAAGGGCUUACCGCUCACCACUAGGAAAGCAAAUAUGCUUCAUCGCAACUGUUCGUCUGGCCACACCUCAGUUUCUAAAGGAAAUGUGCAUAGUUGAAGAACCUUUAGAGGAAUUCACUUCAAGACAUAGCCUGGAAUGGAAAUUUUUAUUUCUGGAUCACAGAGCUCCACCAAUCAUAGGAUAUUUGCCUUUUGAAGUGCUAGGUACUUCUGGCUAUGAUUAUUAUCACAUAGAUGAUCUAGAACUCCUAGCCCGUUGCCAUGAACACUUGAUGCAGUUUGGCAAAGGAAAAUCUUGUUGUUAUCGGUUUCUGACCAAAGGACAGCAGUGGAUAUGGCUCCAGACCCAUUACUACAUCACCUACCAUCAGUGGAAUUCCAAGCCAGAGUUCAUUGUCUGCACACACACUGUAGUCAGGUACUUCCAUAUUACUGCCCAUGUGAUGGACAAGGGGGCAAGCUUGGAUCCUCAACAACACUUUAGUGCACUUGAAGUGGGUGCCUCUGUCCUUAACACUAGCCAAUCACCGUCAGCAUCUUCAAGAAGUUCUCACAAAUCCUCCCAUACACCCAUGUCUGAGACUGCCUCUACUCCAACCAAACUGAUCAGAGAAUCCAGCACCCCUUCCUUGUCAAGGACCUCUAGCCUACCGCAGGAGUUACCCAUGCAAGGGCUCAGCCAACCUGCUACCAUGCCUGCUUCUCUGCCUUCUCAGUCAUCCUGUGAUCUUCUUACCCAACAUCUGCUGCCUCAAGCUGUUUUGCAAAGUCCACCUACACCUAUGACACAGUUCUCAGCACAAUUCAGCAUGUUUCAAACCAUUAAAGACCAGCUGGAGCAGCGGACCCGGAUCCUGCAGGCCAACAUUCGGUGGCAACAAGAAGAACUGCAUAAAAUCCAGGAGCAGCUGUGCAUGGUCCAGGACUCCAACCUCCAGAUGUUUUUGCAGCAGUCAGCUGUCUCCCUAAGUUUCAGCAGCGUCCAGCGGCCAGAGUCUCAGCAGCAGCAGCAGCUACAACAGAGGUCAGGGGUUGUUUCCCAGACACAGCUUGUUCCUAGUUCUCAGCUUCCGGGGCAAAUUUCGACUUCUCAAAUAGCAAACCAGCAACUGCUACGGGAAUCCAGUGUGAUAGCAAGCCAGGGUCAAAAGCCAAUGAGAAGUACACAAGUCAUGCAGGGAAAUGGCCACUCUGUGAGCAGCUUAACCUCACAGUUCGGCAGCACAGCUUUACUUCCGCAAGCGCUGAGCCUGACCACGACUGGUUCUAUCACCUCGGACACUGGACAGUGUCACCCCAGCCCAGACUUCAGCCAUGAUAGGCAACUCAGACUGCUGCUUAGCCAACCAAUCCAGCCAAUGAUGCCUGGGUCAUGUGAUGCAAGGAGGUCCUCAGACCCUGGCGGCACUGGACGACAAGUAAAAUAUCCUCAGAGCCCAUCUGGAUUUCCAAGUCUGGAAGUACAAACAUCCAGCAGCAGCACCUCUACCCCUAUUCUGCUGAUGGGACAAGCUGUGUUGCACCCUGGUUUCUCUACCACACAGCCAUCCCCCUUGCAGCCUCUGCAACCCCAGCAGCCACCACACUAUCUGCAGGUACAGACACCAACCUCUUUGCACAAUGAACAGCAAGACUCUCUGCUUCUGCCCGCCUACUCACAACAGCAAGGGACCAUGGGAUAUCACCCCACACCCCAACAGCCUCCACCACCACCACCGCCGCCGCCACAUCCUUCCCGAAGGCCCAGCAGUCUAUCAGAGUCCUCAAGCCUCCAGCAGCCUCCACGAUAGGAUGCCAACAGAAUGUCAAUACACAAUCAGCUUUAACCAAUGGACAAGAGAGGGACAGGGCAGGGGAGGAAAGGAUUUGGGAUCUAAACUCUUGGCUUUUGCACACUGCAGAAUACAUUUCAGAACUCCUAGGUCAUAACAAAUCUCAGAGUACAGGUUGCAGUGGAUAGAAAAUUGUCAAGAUCUGGUUGUCCUUGGUUCCCCCUGGCUCAGUGGAUCUCUGAUGUACUCUACAGCCAUACAUGACCACUCAGACUGGAAAUGAACAGUAUUCUGUGUGAACCCCAUCCUUAUUGGGUAAACACUUGGAGAAAGUACUUUUUGCUACAUCCUUGUGAGCACAUCCAUGUUACUCCAGCUGACUGUGGACUGUCUAUAUGAAAUAUUUGGCCUUUAUUCUUUCAAUCUUCUUUCCUUUGCAUUUAAGAAGCACUGGGUCAAAGAUCUGUUGAAGAGAGAAAGAACAAGAGAUUAUUUUUAUUAUUGUUAAUAUUUUUUUUUGCACAACUGCACAGAAGAAAUAACUUAGGCACUUUCUGUAUAAAAUUAAAAAAAAAUAAAAGUCUAUUUACUUCAUGUUGUGACCACAACUACAAAAAACAGCAGGCAGAGCUGGUCAUACUCUCCAACCUAAAACUAACAGAGCAGACCUUUUAACCCUUCCUGUUCUGGUGGUUGUUUUGGGUUUGGUUUCUUUCUUAAGAAAAUAACACUGGACUAUACCUGUUUACUUUAUUAAUUACAACUACAAAGGAGGACUCAAACUGUAAGCACAAUCAUGCAGCUGAUGUUCUGGAAUUCUGUUGAGACACAUAAGAACACAAAGAGGAUACAUUUCUGCCUCCCAAACAGCCAAUCACCUCUGUUUGGGGCUACAGGUCACUGAGGAAAAUGCACUGUGUUUUGGCCCAUUGAAUGGGGAUGCUGCAUCUUAUUACAUAUCUUUCAUGAUAAAUACCUAGGAUUGAAUUUUCCUUUAAAAAUGCACUUUUUGCUUUUUUUGUAUGUUUUGUUAUGUUGAGAUGUUUCUAAAGAAAAGAUUUUAUGUAAUUAUAAAACAUAGUGUAUUGUACAGCUGUUGUAAUAAUGACCUAUUUCUAUAAAAAAUAAAAU